AUGGCUCUGCUUCAAUAUCCUGCACCGGUAGACUACGCCGCCCAACAGGAGGCCUUCAAGGACUUCUUAAAAGACUUCAAGAGCUUCGAGUCAGCCUCAGAAGCGGCUGCGACAGAGGCUAUCCAGGGCCUGCGCAUUGAUGGCGACCGUACCGAUGACGAAUACGAUUUUAUGGAUGAUGUUGAAACCGAGGGUGGUGCGCGUCGUGAUCCAAAGACGAAAUAUAUGCGGAUACUCCAAGAUGUCGCAAAUAGGGAUAGCAACAGUAUCUUGAUUGAAUUGGACGAUUUGGCAACAUAUGAAAAAUCUCUUCCCGAAGACGCCGAUCUCAAGCUGGUCGAGUCCAUUCAAUCAAACACCAAGCGCUAUGUCGAUGUUUUUGCAGAAGCCGUGGACGCCGUAAUGCCCAAGGAGACUAAAGAAAUAUCUUUCAAGGACGACGUUAUUGAUAUCAUCAUGUCGCAACGUGACAAGCGAAAUGAAACAAUGCGAAUGGCUGCUGAAGCCGAUAUGGAUGCUAGCCCACCCCAAGCAGUGUUUCCAGCUGAAUUGACGCGACGAUACACGUUGAACUUCAAGCCUUUAACGGUGUCUGAGUCCAGCAGCGGACAGGGCUCGAAGGCACUAGCCGUUCGUCAUGUACGAGGCGAGCACCUCGGUAGCUUAAUUACUGUUCGUGGUAUCGUGACACGAGUGUCCGAUGUCAAGCCAGCUGUCAGGAUCAACGCAUAUACUUGCGAUCGAUGCGGUAGUGAGGUGUUCCAGCCUAUCACUACGAAGUCAUUUUUGCCUAUGACUGAAUGUCCUUCGGAUGAUUGUAUUGCCAAUAACACUAAGGGACAACUGUUCCUUUCAACUCGUGCUUCAAAGUUUGUUCCUUUCCAGGAAGUCAAGAUUCAGGAAAUGGCAGAUCAGGUUCCAGUUGGACAUAUUCCCAGAACCAUGACGGUGCACUGUAAUGGCAGUCUCACACGUCAACUCAACCCUGGAGACGUUGUUGACAUUGCCGGAAUCUUUCUUCCCACACCUUAUACUGGAUUCAGGGCUAUUCGCGCUGGUUUGUUGACAGACACAUACCUUGAAGCGCAGUACAUUACUCAACACAAGAAAGCCUACGACAGCAUGGUAAUGGACAGUCGAGCAAUUAAGAGAAUGGAACAGUACAAGAAUUCGGGUCAACUGUACGAAUAUCUUGCUCGAUCUAUCGCUCCAGAGAUUUACGGUCAUCUCGAUGUUAAGAAGGCUUUGUUGUUACUCUUAAUCGGUGGUGUGAACAAGGAUAUGGCCGAUGGCAUGCACAUCCGUGGAGACAUUAACAUUUGUCUUAUGGGUGAUCCUGGUGUGGCCAAAUCCCAGCUUCUCCGAUACAUUUGCAAGGUGGCCCCUCGUGGUAUCUACACUACUGGUCGUGGUAGCAGUGGCGUGGGUCUCACAGCCGCUGUUAUGCGAGACCCGGUAACUGACGAGAUGGUGCUGGAAGGUGGUGCUCUUGUGCUUGCUGAUAACGGUAUCUGCUGUAUCGACGAAUUCGACAAGAUGGACGACUCGGACCGAACAGCUAUUCACGAAGUCAUGGAACAACAAACCAUUUCUAUUUCCAAGGCCGGCAUUACCACAACACUCAAUGCGAGGACGUCAAUUCUCGCCGCGGCUAACCCUUUGUAUGGCCGAUACAAUCCUCGCAUUUCUCCUGUUGAGAACAUUAACCUUCCUGCCGCUCUUCUCUCACGUUUCGACGUUAUGUUCCUUAUGCUGGAUACCCCGUCUAGGGAUGCCGACGAGGAGUUGGCAAACCACGUCACAUACGUUCACAUGCACAAUAAACACCCAGAGACUGGCGAUACUGCGAUUGUCUUCAGCCCCAACGAAGUUCGCCAAUUCGUGGCCCGUGCUCGUACCUACCGCCCACUGGUCCCCAAAGAAGUGUCGGACUACAUGGUUGGUGCCUAUGUGCGUAUGCGUAGACAACAAAAGAAAGACGAAGGAAGCAAGCGCCAAUUCUCACACGUCACUCCUCGUACCCUCCUCGGUGUGGUACGUCUUUCGCAGGCUUUGGCGCGUUUGCGUUUCAGUGAUUCUGUUGUCACCGAUGAUGUUGAUGAAGCACUCCGACUUGUUGAGGUUAGCAAGGCCUCUCUGGCUAGUGAACAGAACGGGGAGGGAGACCAGACACCAAGCAGCAAGAUCUACAACCUUAUCCGUGGUAUGCGGGAGAGUGGCGCUGCAGCGGCUGAGGACGGACAAGAGGGCGAGCUCAGUCUUCGCAGAGUUCGCCAGCGAGUCCUUGCCAAGGGCUUCACGGAGGAUCAGCUGACGAAGACUAUUCAGGAAUACCAAGAAUUGGAUGUCUGGCAAAUCACCGGUAACGGCACUCGUCUGCUUUUCGUUGAACUUGAUGGCUUCGAUGACGAUAUGGAUAUCUAG
Messenger RNA from Talaromyces marneffei, 2424 nucleotides. RefSeq lists its product as uncharacterized. Gene Ontology annotation, biological process: DNA strand elongation involved in DNA replication; DNA replication initiation; DNA replication. Gene Ontology annotation, cellular component: nucleus; MCM complex. NCBI's taxonomy places the organism in Eukaryota, Fungi, Ascomycota, Eurotiomycetes, Eurotiales, Trichocomaceae. Gene Ontology annotation, molecular function: ATP hydrolysis activity; single-stranded DNA binding; ATP binding. The record is from RefSeq and is a predicted model, not a curated record. The transcript has 4 exons. The coding region runs from base 1 to 2424 and encodes 807 amino acids.